Messenger RNA from Polistes canadensis, 2923 nucleotides. RefSeq lists its product as uncharacterized. Gene Ontology annotation, biological process: septate junction assembly. The transcript is spliced from 6 exons. The coding region runs from base 675 to 2048 and encodes 457 amino acids. Lineage: Eukaryota; Metazoa; Arthropoda; Insecta; Hymenoptera; Vespidae. The record is from RefSeq and is a predicted model, not a curated record.
UUCAAACUUACUUGUUUACUUACUUGACUCAACGUCGAUCUAUCGCGCACAUUCGAGAUUUUUAAACUAAUAAACAAAAUACAAAAAAGAAAUUUUACAAAAUAUCACCAAAGUACUUUAAGUAAUUUUGAUGACACGUUAUUUUAGCACAAUUAUUGUAUUUACAUAUUUUACGAUUAAAAAUAAAUAAAUGGAAAUGAAUUGAAAUAAAGGAAAAAAGAUUGCUUUGAUCGACGUUGAGAAUCGGUGCACGAUUUAAGAGGAGUUAGCUCAACUAUUCGAAACAAAAGUGUACUCGGAAAAUCGGUCAACCGUGUGUCACUUUCCUUGUCUUACACGAAAAACUUCUUUCGUGAGACACAGUUCGUUGAUUUUUUAUUCUUUUCUUUUGCUUAACGUGACAGGAAUAAUUACUUUUACUUAGUUAGUAUUGAAAUAAAUUUCAAAAGAAAUAAAAACAAAAAGAAAUAGGGUAGAUAUAAGUGAUGUAUUUCGGAAGAGGGUCGUUGAAGAUAUUUGCCGAAAAUAAUUUUGAUCGAUUUUUAUCAAAAAUAAGUGGCAGAUAAAAAUCUUAUGAAAAUAUUAUAUUCACGAAUAAUAUUACGCGAAUUAUUUAUUUCCUACCAAUUUGUUAUCGCAUUUACAUCAUCGCAUUUAAUUAUCCGUCACCUAAAAUGUGGAAUCGCAAGGUGUUCAUCAGAAUAAUCGAAAUGCUUCUUUGCAUAGCAUGCGUGGUAGCGCUCAGAGUGACCGAUGACGAAAGCAGAAGGGUAUUUCAUUAUUUAAGAAAUCGCAGCAGAGAGUGGUCGCUUUUAAACAACGUCACAUGGGGUACCAUAGGUGCCGCUCUUGCAACAGCGACUUGCGGUGGCUACGUCAUCAUAACUGCAGGUCUUCUUAUUGCCGCGGCAACAAACGAACUUACAGGUCGAAAAAUGGAAAUCUUCUUUCUUGGUCUUGGAAUAAUACUUUUUGGAAUCGUCGGUGCUCUCGCUUUAGCAUCAAUCGAAAGUAUUCCAGAGGAUUUGAUCGAUAAUGCUGCUGUCCUUGGUGCACUCGCUUUAAUCACGGCUUUAGCAUUCAUCGCAGAUCUGUUAAUAUCUCCUCCUCGUAAAAAGGAUAAACAGGAAGUGCGAAUAAUCAACGAUAAGGAUUCAGCCAAGCAACCAACGAUGACCACGAUGACGACUGAAAAGGAAAUUAUGCCUUCGAAAGAAAUAUUAAAUUCGAAAUCGGAGGAAGAAUCGAAGGAAAUCAACGGUAAGAUAAAUGAAGGAUUCGAGAAAUUGGAUGUUCGAGGACGCAAGGAAAACGACGAAGAAGAUUCCGAUAAACCGCAACGAUUCGAAUCACGCGCAUACGACAAUUACGAAUUGGAAAGAAAUCGUCAUUUCAAUAUUGUCGAGAGAGAAUUACGUGAGCACACGCAAAACUUCGAAAAUGGGCGUGUAUUAAGGGAUUCUCAACGAUACAGGGAAGCUGAAAUACUUCAAGGAAGUAAUCCUGCGAACAGAACGUUUGACGAUAAUCGUAGAACCGAAGAUUCGAGAAUUGUUUAUAAAUCUCGUGACAUUUAUCAACGACCCGUAGACGAACUCGACACACCACCGUUUCCAACUAAUCUUAAUCGAGGGAACGAACCAAUCUUUGGCAAAAUUGUAAAUCCUAGCGUGAAGAUUAUGAAAAUUCAACGUGACGUCAAUGAACCUCACGAUACUUACAGAUAUUCCGACUCUAGCCAAUACGACAAUGUACCAGUAAAGAUGAGAGGAACAUCACCGAGUAUAUUAAAAAAAGAUCGUGGGGUUUCUUCGAAUGGUUCAUUGGCUCUGAAAAUUCCUAGCAAGAUAGAAGAAAGAAGCAAGAACGAGAUCGAGAUGCUGGAAGAAUGUUUCAGUUCUCUCAGAUCGACUGGAACUCAAACUGGCGUUCGUACACCUUCCUCACCUACGGAUCCUGGUUAUGUUCGUCAUACUGCAAGCAAUUGGCCUCAAGAUAUCAAAGCAAAGACACCUGGUUCCAGUCCGGAACACAACGGGAACCAAUAACAUUUUUUGGAUUAUUUUUUGAUAUUGUUAAAAUCAUGUUUUGUAAAAAAUAUUCAUAUACACGCGUACGACGACGACAACGACGAUGAUGAUGAUAAUGAUGCAAAACUUUUGUUAUUCGAAUGUGAACUUAAAUUUGAAUCAUGCUGGAAAAAUUUGUACAAAAUAUUUGUAUCAUUUUUAACCGUACCAUUGGUUUACAAACCCAGGUUGUUCAUGGUAAUAACAUUUUUAUGUUCAUUCACGAUCCACGUUAGGUAUAGGUACAAAUUUUAAUAUAAAGUUAAGGCUCCUUUUUCACAUCAUAUCUCUAUAUAUGCAUACAUACAAUUAUUAUUAUGUUUAAUAUUAUUAUUUUAUUAUUAUUAUCAUUAUCAUUAUUAUUAAUAUUAUUAUUUUUUAUUAUUGUUUUUAUUAUAUCGUAGUCUCUAUUUGUUAGUCUUUUGAAAACGUAAUCAUUAAGAUUAGUCUUAUCAACUUCGCGUGGAUUUACAUAUUUUAUCUUUCUCUCUCUUUUUCUCUUUAAAGAGAAAGAGAGAGAGAGAAACAGAAUUGCUGAUCCUUCACAUUUCUUACGAGAUUCGUAUAAAUAUACGCUGGUGUUCGAAUAAAUGAAUUUAAUUCUCGACAUGUUCAAUGAUUUUCCAUCAUCGAGCGUAUACUUUUACGUAAACGAAUAAACUUAAAAGAAAAAAAAAAAAAUUAGAAAAUAAGAAUGUGAGAAAGUUUCAUCGAUUUAAUCGCGACGAGAUGAUAAAGAAAUUAAAAUAAAUAUCGGUCUUUUUUUUUUUUCAUAACAUUGUCUAUAACACGAGAAAACAAUCGUAUUCGACGUCCUUAAUAUUUUGUUAGUUAAUAAGAUCGAUUUCAAUCUA